Messenger RNA from Cololabis saira (Pacific saury), 3656 nucleotides. RefSeq names its product Wilms tumor protein 1-interacting protein-like. Gene Ontology annotation, molecular function: transcription corepressor activity. Gene Ontology annotation, cellular component: transcription regulator complex; adherens junction; nucleus. Bases 617 to 2509 code for a protein of 630 amino acids. The transcript is spliced from 8 exons. Gene Ontology annotation, biological process: response to hypoxia; positive regulation of miRNA-mediated gene silencing; regulation of DNA-templated transcription. Lineage: Eukaryota; Metazoa; Chordata; Actinopteri; Beloniformes; Belonidae. The record is from RefSeq and is a predicted model, not a curated record.
CACGUCAGGCAGCGCGCGCUCCAGCGGUCGCUUCUUUACUGAACUACGGCCGCUAUUUAAAGCCCGCCCGCGGUAAACUGCUGGGACUUUAACGAAGUAGUCGCUACUUCUGUCUGCGGUAAAGUACUCUUUUUUCCGUUAGAUGAAAAGAGGAGCGAAGUUUGUGAUGAGGGCUGCCCGCCGGGGCCGGUAGAGAGCGGGGGAAGGAGGAGGAGGAGGGUUGUGGCGGGUCGUCCCGUGGAUCUGAUCUGGGAUCUGAUCUGGGAUCUGCACACAUUCGGGAUCUGAUCUGGGACCUGAUCUGGGAUCUGAUCUGGGAUCUGCAGUCAUUCCUACACCAGACACUCGGCGGCUUCUCCCGGGCUGAGCGGAGGUCAGUUCAGCGGAGUCGGACGGAGGGGACGGUUUCACCGGGAAAACUUUUACUUCGUCACCGUGGAGGGUUAAAGGGACGUAGAAACUGCAAGUAACGGUGGAAAAAGUUUCACCUGGGUCGGGACUUUUUGUCGGUGUCGGUGUUGAGACCAUUUCUGCAAGUUUCUCCUUCACACACACACAGACGUCUGGGGUUCAGCAACUACUUCAACACACGUCGGUGACUCUUUCCCCCUUCAAAAUGGAUAAAUACGAGGAUCUGGGACUCGAGGCGAGUAAGUUCAUCGAGGACUUGAACAUGUAUGAAGCAUCGAGGGAUGGUUUGUUUCGGACCAGGAAGGAUGCGGGGAACAAUCCCGACUUUGAGGAGACCAGGAGAGUUUUCGCCUCCAAAAUGAAUAAAAUACACAUUCAGAAGCAACAGGAGGAAAUGGCCAAAAACAACCAGAGCCUUAAGAUGAAUGGGGGUUAUAACAGCGCUCAUUACACCAAAGACAGGCCGCCCAUCAACAGUUGCAGGCAGCCGUUGGAGGCGGCGGCGAAGCCCCCGCUGCUGUCCGGCCCGGUGCCCGGCCAGCACGGCCCGGGGGACGGCCACAGACACCCCGCCGCCCCGCUGAAUGAUCCUCCGGCCAGCGCUGCGUACGGCUACGGAAACCAUUACGACAGCAAGGACCGGGGAGAGCCACAUCCAUACCAGCACAUCAGCCCUUCCCCGCCAAGUUCUGGCCAGGCUCGGCCCCCGCCACCCCCUCCGGCCGCCUGGGCCCCAGCAGAGGGACAGCCGGCCCCAUCCUGGCCCGGCCCAGGGGGCCAAGACCCCCCAUCCUGGCCCGGCCCAGGGGCUAAAGAUCCCCCAUCCUGGCCCGGCCCAGGGAGCCAAGACCCCCACAUCCAUACCAGCCCAGGGGGCAAAGAUCCCCCAUCCUGGCCCGGCCCAGGGGGCAAAGAUCCCCACCACCCUGGUCCUCCAUCACAGCAGAAGCAACUUCUCAAUCAGAGUUCUCCCUCCUCCACUGCCCGGGGCUGGGCUGGUCCUGGUCCUGGAGAGGCAUUGGGCUCAGCAAAACCAGACCUGAUCCCUGCUUUGCCUCUGAGCGCUUUCACAGGAGGAGCUGGUUUCCAUCUGCAGCAGCCCGCAGCCCAUUACGUGCCACCUUCGACUAUAAAUUCCUCUACUAGCCACAAUGGUCCUGUGACGACUUCCUCGGCCCUGCCCGCAUCAUCUGAAACAACUCAGCCCAAAGCCCAGGUGGCAUUUGCUGCCUCGAGCCCUGGCAGUGUCUCUGAAAACAGCAGACAGGUUCCAGAUGGAAGCCAGAAACCAGCCAGCGGACUGGUCAUCAGUGCUAAGGCUGAAAACGUGUGUUCCCCCAGGCCUGUCCUUCUCCCCUCCCAACCGCUGCACACACAGAUUCCUGAACCGGGGCCUUCAGUAGCUGAAAUAAAACUAGAGGCCCUCGCUAAGCGGCUGGAGAAGGAGAUGGAUUCCCAUCCAAAGGCUGACUACUUUGGAGUCUGCGUAAAGUGUAAUAAGGCGGUUCAUGGAGCCAACCAGGCCUGCCAGGCUAUGGGUAGCCUCUACCAUGACACCUGCUUCACCUGUAGUGCCUGCAGUCGAAGACUAAGAGGGAAGGCUUUCUAUUAUGUUGGAGGAAAGGUUUACUGUGAAGAGGACUUCUUGUACUCUGGUUUCCAGCAGUCUGCUGACAAGUGCAAUGCCUGUGGACAUCUAAUCAUGGACAUGAUCCUGCAGGCGCUUGGGAAGUCGUACCACCCCGGCUGUUUUCGCUGUGUCAUCUGUAACGAGAGCCUAGAUGGAGUACCCUUCACUGUGGACACUGAAAAUAAGAUCUACUGUGUCAAAGACUACCACAGGGUCCUUGCACCGAAAUGUGCAGCCUGUAACCAGCCUAUUCUGCCCUCAGAGGGCUCAGAUGAAACGAUUCGAGUGGUUUCCAUGGACAAAGACUAUCAUGUAGAAUGUUAUCACUGUGAGGACUGCAAGAUGGAGCUGAAUGAUGAAGAGGGCCACCGGUGCUAUCCUCUGAACGGCCAUCUACUCUGCCACUCCUGCCACUUGAAGCACAUUCAGAAUAGCUGCCCCUCUUCAGUACCUGCCUCCUCAUUCUAACAAUCCUGCAGCUGGAGGGGGACACCUAGUGGUUUUAAAGAGGAACUGUCAAACUUGGGCAAUAGAAGUGCAUAUUUUCAGUUCUUGUUAUAAAGGAUUGAUCUGUUAAUGCAUCACAUUUGACUGUAGUGUGAUGUGUAUUUUGACAGGAAUGACAAUGAAGUCUCACUUAUGCAGAAUGUUAUAUGGGUAUGACCCAAUAAUGAAGUAUUGUCAUACACCAAAGUCCUACUUUGAAUGCAGUGGUGUCUUUGCACAUGUGUUGGCAUAUAAUUAUUUUUGUAUAAAUACCAGUUGCAUUGGCUUAGGUAAUGUCAUAUGUUCUGAUCAUUUUAGAGGAUGUGUGCCUUCAGCUUCACAUGUGCACUUCUACACUAAACUACAGUUUGAUGUUUGCAAUUCUUUAAAAGGUUUCAGAUUACAUGAAGUCAGUCCUCGACUGUGACAAAAAUCACUGGUACCUAAGGUUUCAGUCAGAAUCUGACAGGUAAAUAAAAUGUUGGAAAACAGUGGGUCAAUCAUAGGUGGAUUCAUGUGAUGCAGCGUAUAGAAGCCCUUCAUAAAGGUCCUCUUGUGUUCCUUCAUAGUAGAGGAGCUACUAGACUGGUGUCACCCUUCAGAAUUCACAGGGUUUUUUUUCCCUCAAAUGUAAGAAAUUACUGCAAUAUAUAAAGCUUGGACAGGUUACCGGUGACCAGAUUAGAAAAGCAUAAAAUAUUUGAAGGCAUUGCAUUCAAGAAACAGUCAUUUUUCUAUUAGGAAACCACAUGAAAUAAAUAAAAGCAACAAUAACUUCUGUGCACAACCCCUUCAUAUAAACACGAGAUAAUAUCACUAUCAUCCAGGUUUCUGUUCAAAAUCAUACAGACCAUUUUCAUUUCUACUUAAAUCUGAAUAUGAAAGCCUGGUUGUAGUGUUUGUUUUUUUAUUUUUAUUUAAUCUUUUUGUUUAGUUUCAUGCAGUCUGAUAUAAGCACUUAGAGAUCAAUUACUAUGCACCUCGUAUUAGGCCUGUAGAUUUAUGUAUUUUACAAACAUUGUAUCUUUCAAAAAGAUAUGUAUUCUAGGCCUGUAACCAUGUAUCUUUUAACUUUGAUGGAAUUAAGACUGACCAUAUAAAGUAUAUACAAUAAAAUACUUGUACACAG